ACAUUUGAAGCAUCUUUAUCUGUUAAUGUACAACAUGGGAAGUUUUUACCUCGCAAAUAUAUUCAAAAUUGAGCGAAAUUUGAAAGCAAAUACAUGGAAGGAAGAAAGAAAAAAACUAGCUGUAGCUUAUCUGAAUAAUGAAGACAAUAUUAGAAGCAAUCGUGAUGAAUGUCGUAUGAUGGUUUGAUGCAUAUUCCUUAAUGCAAAUAUUUCGGAUUCGUAAGAGUUAAAAUUUACAUUGCUAACUUACGUUACUAUUAUUUUUAAUGAAUUAAUUAUUAAAAUGAUAAUUUCGUACUUAAUAAUGAUAC
Messenger RNA from Loa loa (African eye worm), 311 nucleotides. RefSeq lists its product as hypothetical. The record is from RefSeq and is a predicted model, not a curated record. Bases 35 to 187 code for a protein of 50 amino acids. Lineage: Eukaryota; Metazoa; Nematoda; Chromadorea; Rhabditida; Onchocercidae. The transcript has a single exon.